UUAGUCACAGGAAUCUGUAAAUGUCAUUAUGAGUCUUUAUUUCUGUUAAUAUAAAAUAUAAGAUAUCUGUAACUAACUAUACUGUUAUCAAAGAAUUACAAGUGUUCGCAGACGUGAAGCUUCAGUUACAGAAUGCAUUGCUCAAACGUAACGGAAAGUAUUGAAAUGAAAAUGUGCCAUUUGUAAAUGAUUCUAAAUCUCCUCUCAAUUUUGCAUAAUUCAAUUUUCAUCGCUGCUAAAUAAAUUUCUCUUUGUGUAGGUAUCAUAAAAUUAUUUAUUGAUAAAUCAACAUGAAUGACUCAUUUUUGGAGGAUUUGGAUCUGAUUCCAAAGAGUUCUAAUACACCAACUAAUCAAAGUACUCAGCAAUUUAGUAAUCGAUAUAUUACAACAAGAAAAGCAUUGUCUCCAUCAAGAAAUGUUUCCAUGAAAAAUGAAUGUGAUAAUCAAGGAACAAAGCAUGACAAAAUCAUUUCUUCAUCUUCUUCCAAUGUACCUAAACUUCAAGUGAGUCGACGUAGUGGCAGUCAAGAACCUCGAAGAUCAUCCGGGCAAGAAGCUAAGCCAUUGAGUUCUACUCCAAAGUCUGAGAAAAAGAAUUCUGGGAAUGAAAAGCUUAUGAGACCAAUAGAGAAUCAAACAAAACCAGACCAGAAAGCAAUAUCAAAAGUACAAGAUAACAAAACUACAAAAGAUCGUAAAUGCUCAGGUAGUUCAGGAGGUUCUGGUAAAUACUUGGAUAGUAAAGAAAAUAUUAGACCAUCGAUAGAUUCUUGUUCAUCAAAAGAAAAUGGUUCACAUGCUGACUUAAAGAAAGAUUCUAAUCACAGAAUCUCAGAUGGGCAUGUAAAGAAAUCUGACAUUUUAGAGAAAGCUGAUCCAGUGAUGUUUCUCAGUGCUGUUAAGGAUCUUGUAAGUAGAUACACUGAGCAAGAAACUGUAAAAGUUUUAAGAGCAAUGCAAAAUUUACACAUCAACUCUCAAGCAAAUUUAAUCAAACACUUGAUGAUGCAAACAAAUGAUUUAGUUAGAGAAUUAAAUUUGCACAAAAAUUUUGAUAACAUUAAAGCUUUAGUUGAAGAAAAUGAAAGAAUGAGAGAAGAUAUUUCUAUUUUACGUGCUAGAAAUGAAGUCUUACAGAAAAAGAUUGAAGAGACGGCUUUGAUUAGAGAAGAAAAUAUAUCAUUGAAAUUAAAAUUAAAAGAAUUGCAGCAGUAAAUUGUUACA
Molecule: messenger RNA, 1226 nt
Organism: Phymastichus coffea
Lineage: Eukaryota; Metazoa; Arthropoda; Insecta; Hymenoptera; Eulophidae
Exons: 2
Coding region: 291-1217 (308 amino acids)
Source: RefSeq, a predicted model, not a curated record